Molecule: messenger RNA, 513 nt
Organism: Symsagittifera roscoffensis
Lineage: Eukaryota; Metazoa; Xenacoelomorpha; Acoela; Convolutidae
Exons: 3
Coding region: 1-513 (170 amino acids)
Biological process (GO): tail-anchored membrane protein insertion into ER membrane
Cellular component (GO): GET complex
Molecular function (GO): protein-membrane adaptor activity
Source: RefSeq, a predicted model, not a curated record
AUGCUUCUUGUUGCCAUCCUGUUUCUUGCUCUCCUAAAGGAGUUCAAAUCUACUCUUGUCAGUUUUGUGCUUCGCCUGUGGGACAGAAACUCGGCUGAACUGACGCAGAAACUGAGAGAAUGCAGGGAAAAAGAAAGAGAUUUGAGAAAGCUUUCCGAAUCAAUAAGCGCCCAACAGGAGUUUGCCAGAUGGGCGAGGAAUGACAGGGCUCUGCAGAAGACCACAGAUCAGAGACAACAGCUGGAAUCCACACUCAAUCAAAAACAAACGAAGAAUGGUAUUGGAGUUAAACUCACAAUCAACGCGUUGCUGUACGUAGUAACUGGAAUCUUUCUUAUCACCUUCAAAUCAGCCGAAGUGAUUCAUCUUCCUAGUGAGGAUACAUUUUGGACACCUGUCCAGAGGAUGGUGUCUUAUCCAUGUGAGUCUAACCUUGCAGUGAGUACCUGGAUCGUCUAUGCUUCGUCAUGCUGUGGAGUUGCAACUUUGAGAAACACUUUGACUAUUUAUUAA